Molecule: messenger RNA, 492 nt
Organism: Eucalyptus grandis
Lineage: Eukaryota; Viridiplantae; Streptophyta; Magnoliopsida; Myrtales; Myrtaceae
Product: UDP-glycosyltransferase 91C1-like
Exons: 2
Coding region: 1-492 (163 amino acids)
Source: RefSeq, a predicted model, not a curated record
AUGAUGCCUUACCUUAAGAAGGCAUACAACAUGCUCAAGCUUGCUGUGGCCGAGUUUCUUGCGAGCUCGAAUGUCGAUUGGGUGAUCCAAGACUUCAUAUCUUUCUGCAUAUACAAUGCUAACACCCUCGUCUUCGCCGGCCUGCCAUCUUUUUUGAUCGACGGUCAGGCCAGGGCCAAGACGGCGAAGGACUUGAUAGUCGUCCCUGAGUGGGUUACUUACCCCACCAAAGUCGCAUACAGGCUUCAUGAGGUGAUUAAUAAAGAGGAUUUCGUGGACUCUGACACUGACAUGUCCGUUUUGGAAAGGUCAGGUAGGUUGAUACAGGGUCGCGAUAUCGUUGCCGUGAGGGUCUGCAGCGAGUUUGAGGCCGAGCCAUUGAGUCCACUCAAGAAGCUAUACACGAGUCAUGUGGUUCCGGUGGGGCUUUUGCCACCCCAGAUUAAAAGAUGCCACGAAGGAGACGGAAGAUGGAGCGAGCUAAAGCAAUGA